UCGAACUGUGGAACCGCCAAAUUCCCUUCGUUUCCAGCCGGCUCGAGACUGCCGAGCGACCAUUGCAUCCCCACGACAGUCACUUAUGACCAGAGGCCCUUGGUGGCCAUGACAUCUGCAUGAUGCACCAGACACCUCGCUCUGCCCCGCGCCCCUUCUCUCCCGCAUCUUCGCCUCAAACGAACCCUGCUCGAACGAACAACCCCAGAGAUCCAACGAGUCCCGCACCGAGUUCCCCACGGCCGACAUCAGAAGCCGAGUCCGCCUCGGAUCAUGCAGCAGGCAUGUCCAGGCCCUCCUCAGAACGGCCGUUUGGAGGGCCAACCAAGGACUCAGUCAAGAAGCUUGACCAAAUUAUACAGAAUGUCUACUCAAAGGCUGGAACUAUAAUUCUGCAAGAGCGCAUGCGAGUUACCCCAACCUUGGUAGGGCGGACACUCGAGAAGAAAACAAGCAGAUGGUUCCAACUUGACACGGACGAUAUCGAUGAUUUCAAGGACGAGUUCCGGACUUGGAAACAAUGUGGUGGGCUCGACAACCGCCCUCCGCCUCUCAUCAUUGAGACAUACUUGGAUACCUCACGGCUGAAAAGUGGUCAAAGUCUGGUGAUUCUCGAUGACAACGGGAAGCGGUGGGACGUCGUGGAAGCUCUCACUGCAUCGGACGCCUCUAGUGAUAGCAGCUCCGGCUGGCCGUCAAAACCGAACCCACAUGUCAUCCUUGAGCGCUGGAAAGUCGAAUUGAAGGGCACGAUACCAGAUGACCUGGACGACUUUGGAGCCCAGCUCCCCACUAUCUACAAAAAGGCCAUUGUGUUGUGCCGGUCAAUAUUCACUACCACCGGUAUCCUUCCGGCGUGGAAACUAGCACGAAAAUCGAAGACCCAGGGUAUUCAUCCUGCUAGCCAAGUGCGCUGCCGUAUUAGAGCCAGCGACUCUCUUGGAAGUGGCCUUGAUGCCUUGCGGUCGCCCCUGUUCGAUGGUCCCGCAGAUGUAGCUACAGACUACAUGUUUGGCCAACUGGAGGUUCCAGUGGGACGCUUUUACGUCUCUGUCUCCUACCGCAACAAUUGCAACUUUCAAGUUGUCGAGACGGAGUCGUUGCUCAGCUCUCGCAUCGGUAUAGCGAUUUCUGACGACAUGUUCAAGCCCUCGUUGCCUCACCGAACACAAACCGAAUAUGCCAAGGCGAACCGGCGCGCCUUGGAAGUUGGUUCCUUGCCCUACAGUCGACAGACUGGGAACAUCACAGACAACCAGCAGCGUUACGGCAGCUUGUCAACAUUCCAUGGCGAAGGUCCCUUGGGAACCAGUCCGAUAUCUGCACUGAGAGCUGUCAAAGCACCCGAGUCAGACACAAGCUCUCCUCCGGGGUCGCGUCCAGAGAGCAUUGAGCCACCUCCACAUUCUCUCCCUAUCACUGGGCCCGCGCGGCGGCCGUCAGUCCGCACAGGUACGAGUGACAGCCACGGGAGACGACCAUCGGUUUCAUUCCAAUCGUCACCCUUCAAGCAUGGCUCUCUCUCAGGAUCGCCUGGGCGGAGACUACAUGGAGAUGAGGCGCCAUUCUCCCCGAGCUCGCUCAGCCGUCUUUCUGGGCCGAACACUCUGACCCAUACACGGAACCGAUCGUCUCUGACGGCUGGGAUGCCAGCAUCACUCCGAGGAGGGCCACCUCAGCCUGCCACGGACAGUUUCGUGGCUGGUUCGCCAAGGCCGAGCGUGACCAAUAGGUUCAGCAGUAGUUUCAGUCACCGGCGCAGUCGUACGUCCUUUGGUGGCACAAGCAGGGUUGGUGAUGACGACCAGAACAGCAGCGGAAAGCAGAGCCUGGCCUCAUCUCUCGCCCAACCUGGCUCUGGGCUAUUGAAUGAAGCUGGAGGCGGUGGCAGCUCUGGUUCAUUCCAAACAGAUGAUGAUAACAUUCAGGAGUUCCUGAAGGUAUUGGAUAGCAAGAAGACUCUACAGAGUUUCGAGCCAUCCAAGAAAGGCGAAUCGGCCACGAGCAGGACACGAGCACAACUCAAUAAGUUCCAGCUCAUGCGGGAGUCCAACAAUGCGCUGACCGACUCACUCAACUCGUCCACACAAUUGCAAGCGCCAUCGAGCACAUCAAGUAGGCAUAUCGCCAACAUUCCUGGUAUGUCGACAUCAUCAUCGCCUGGCAAACCGUUGUCACCACACACGCCACACACGCCAGCGGUGCCCUCCAGGCUAAGUGAAAAUUCGAGCAUCGACCACGAGCCGACUGUUCGGGAGACUACCAUCACGGCUGUUGGAAGAGCUCCAACCAGUGCAGCGGGCACUACAGCUAUUGACAUUCCGAUCUCACCUCGUCCUUACACCCACGUGCGGAGAUCAAGCUCUGCCGCGCAGAAGCAUCGCGUGCUGGCUGAUGAUGAAGAUCAGCGAAGCAUCAGUCUUGGUGCUGACGACCGGGAGCCCCCAAGCCUUAGCGCCCUGCUAGGACGGAACAUGGCGUCGGGUGUUGACGACGGGGAUGCCUCGCCUGUCCUGCAGCCACCUGCAGAUAUCACCACCACAGAAUCACCAAGCGUGCCCGGCUCGGGAUCAGCAUCGGAAGAACGCGAAACGCGGCCACCAGGGGGUCUAUAUGCUGGGUAUUCGAGCUCCCCAUAUGGUCGGCGUUACGGCAGUAGUGCAGGAAGAGGCGCCACGCCGCCACAUUCAGGCAGUGGCAGCCUGGCGGGAUCCAGUACGGGCCGGUACGGGAGGGGAUACACACGCGCGCGGCCAACAAGCGGCUUAGGUCCUCUUGGAGGAGGGCCCGCUGGAGAUGAGCCGGAGGAAGAACCGCUCUUGUUUGACAUGUCUGAGAUCAACAGAGACCAGUCGCGGCGCAGUAUAGAGGAGGGCCGCGGCGGAGGCAACACUGGAUCAGGCUCAGUUGGUGAUAGAGGCGGGCCUGGUGGGUAUGAGGCGGCUCAUAGACAACGGCGCUGGCAGUAGGAUAGAAUGGUGGGAUGCUUGAUGCUGUCACGAGUCACGCCAGCCAUGAUAUAGAACACCAGUUUGAAAGGCAAUACCUAGACUGUCUCAGGGUUUCCAAACACAGAAUGACUGCGAGUAUUUGAAGAAAUCCCUAUUAAUUCAACGAUAAGAUUUCCG
Microdochium trichocladiopsis is the source of this 3128-nucleotide messenger RNA. Its product is annotated as autophagy-related protein 13-domain-containing protein. The transcript is spliced from 3 exons. Gene Ontology annotation, cellular component: extrinsic component of membrane; Atg1/ULK1 kinase complex; cytosol. NCBI's taxonomy places the organism in Eukaryota, Fungi, Ascomycota, Sordariomycetes, Xylariales, Microdochiaceae. The coding region runs from base 120 to 2969 and encodes 949 amino acids. The record is from RefSeq and is a predicted model, not a curated record. Gene Ontology annotation, biological process: protein localization to phagophore assembly site; mitophagy; piecemeal microautophagy of the nucleus.